AUGACAGAGGCCUUGGAACAAACGCCUCUCAUACCUCGUGGCCCUUCGGACAAGGAAAAGAAGUAUGAUCGCCAGCUCAGGUUGUGGGCUGCUUCGGGCCAGGCAGCGUUGGAAUCGGCAAAUCUCCUUCUAAUCAACUCGGGAGCCGGCACAGCUGGCGUUGAAACGCUGAAGAACCUUGUCUUACCCGGUAUUGGUAAAUUUACUAUUGCCGACGACGCCGUUGUCCAGGAUGUGGACUUGGGCGUCAACUUUUUCCUAGACGAAUCAUGUCUCGGCAAAUCGAGAGCUCAGUGCUGCACAGAGCUGCUUCUCGAGCUUAACCCAGAGGUGGAUGGAGUAUGGAACUCUACCGAUUCCGCCAGUCUUCAGCAGCUGCUGGACGCAUCGGAGGCAUUCACCAUGAUCAUAUAUAGCCUUCCUUUGCAACCGGGAAUGCUCGAAGCCAUUGAGGCAUACGGCCGUCAGCAUCGGACGCCACUUGUAGCCAUCCACUCAGUGGGUUUCUACUCCUACUUCCGGAUCACACUACCCGGCACAUUUCCCAUCGUGGACACUCACCCCGACGAAACUGCAACGACAGAUCUGAGACUCCUAGCCCCUUGGCCAGAGCUAUCUGCAUUUUCAAAUGAAAUGACUAAGGACAUUGAUAAUCUGGACCACCACGAACAUGGCCAUCUUCCCAUGGUCGUGAUUUUGCUUCACUACCUUGAUGUCUGGAAGCAGGAGCACGACGGUGCUUACCCAACUUCAUACGAAGAAAAGACGGAAUUUCGCCAACUCAUAUCCAAUGCCACAAGGCGAGACAACCCAGAAGGAGGAGAAGAGAACUUUGAUGAGGCUUUUGCAGCCGUGAUGAAGCAUGUUUCUCUGCCACCAGUCCCUUCCUCGCUUAAGCAGGUCUUUGAUUACGAGCACAAGGAUGAACAAGAGUCCAAGUCCAGUUUCUGGAUUAUUGCCGAGGCCUUGAAGCAAUUUUAUACCGAACAUCAAUGCCUGCCCGUGACUGGUAGCCUGCCUGAUAUGAAAGCGCAAUCUAGUGUCUACAUAAAGCUGCAGAACGUCUACAAGGACAAAGCUAGACAAGAUGUAAACGACGUCUUGGCCAGAGUCCACAAAUUAUCGGGAGGUGAAAAUAUCCGCUUGGCGGAAGUAGAGCUUUUUUGUAAAAACGCUCGCUUCAUUAAGCUUAUCAAUACCACGGGAGAUGCACCGCCAAGCAUGACGGAGAUCAUCGAACUAGAGCUAGGAAGGGAUGAGAUCGCUGCCAUUGCCGGACCGGAAGUGCCAACAUCGCUGAUCCCUAUCUACCUUGCCUUGAGCGCGUCAUCACAUGCAUCAGCAGCAUCUGCUGAUGAGAUUAUCACUGCAGUCUGUCAAAAAGCACCCGCUCUUGAGGGCAAUGAGCGCUUGACUCAAGUGGCUCAGGAAUUAUCGCGAGCAGCUGGCGGGGAGCUCCACAACAUCUCUGCCGUCAUUGGGGGGAUGGUGGCCCAAGAGGUGAUUAAAAUCAUUACCAACCAAUAUGUUCCCAUUGAGAAUACCUGUAUAUUUGACGGGAUUGAGAGUCGAUGCCAAGUUUUGCGGUUAUAA
Trichoderma virens Gv29-8 is the source of this 1593-nucleotide messenger RNA. RefSeq lists its product as uncharacterized. Gene Ontology annotation, biological process: protein neddylation. The record is from RefSeq and is a predicted model, not a curated record. Gene Ontology annotation, cellular component: cytoplasm. The transcript has 4 exons. NCBI's taxonomy places the organism in Eukaryota, Fungi, Ascomycota, Sordariomycetes, Hypocreales, Hypocreaceae. Bases 1 to 1593 code for a protein of 530 amino acids. Gene Ontology annotation, molecular function: NEDD8 activating enzyme activity.